Molecule: messenger RNA, 261 nt
Organism: Cutaneotrichosporon oleaginosum
Lineage: Eukaryota; Fungi; Basidiomycota; Tremellomycetes; Trichosporonales; Trichosporonaceae
Source: RefSeq, a predicted model, not a curated record
AUGAGCGCCGAGCAGAACCUCCAGUUCGACGCCGCGACGCAGGCCGAGCUCCAGGAGUUUGUCGAGACCGAGCGCGCAAAGGCCAAGAUGCAGGCCAGCAUCCACGAGCUCACGGACCGGUGUUGGAACACCUGCGUGACGGGCGGCAUCAGCUCCAAGUUCUCCAAGUCCGAGGCGUCGUGUCUCGAGAACUGCGUCGACCGCUUCCUCGACACGUCGCUGUACAUCGUCAGCCAGAUCGAGCAGCAGAAGCAGCACUAG